Messenger RNA from Trichoplax adhaerens, 633 nucleotides. RefSeq lists its product as uncharacterized. The transcript has 9 exons. Gene Ontology annotation, cellular component: Golgi apparatus. Lineage: Eukaryota; Metazoa; Placozoa; Uniplacotomia; Trichoplacea; Trichoplacidae. The coding region runs from base 1 to 633 and encodes 210 amino acids. Gene Ontology annotation, molecular function: GTP binding; GTPase activity. The record is from RefSeq and is a predicted model, not a curated record.
AUGAGUUACGCAUACUUAUUUAAGUAUAUCAUCAUAGGUGAUACUGGUGUUGGCAAAUCAUGUCUAUUAUUGCAAUUUACCGACAAACGAUUCCAACCUGUCCAUGACUUAACAAUCGGUGUUGAAUUCGGCGCUCGGAUGAUUACCAUCGAUGGAAAACAAAUCAAAUUACAGAUAUGGGAUACGGCUGGACAGGAAUCAUUCCGUUCGAUUACAAGAUCUUAUUACCGGGGUGCAGCUGGUGCUCUACUAGUCUACGAUAUCACAAGGAGAGAAACAUUUAACCAUUUAACAACUUGGUUAGAAGAUGCUCGACAACAUUCUAAUUCCAAUAUGGUCAUAAUGCUGAUCGGCAAUAAAAGUGAUUUGGAAAGUCGCCGAGACGUCAAAAAAGAAGAAGGCGAAGCAUUUGCACGCGAACACGGUUUAAUCUUUAUGGAAACAUCUGCAAAGACAGCCGCUAACGUAGAAGAGGCAUUCAUUAAUACAGCCAAAGAAAUUUAUCAAAAAAUUCAAGAUGGAGCGUUCGACAUUAACAAUGAGGCAAAUGGCAUUAAACUGGGACCUCAGAAUCCAUCUAACCCAAGUACAUCUGUUCCAGAUCGUCCACCACAAAGUGGCGGUUGCUGUUAA